Messenger RNA from Stegodyphus dumicola, 1593 nucleotides. It is a transcript of the gene Xe7, whose product is annotated as A-kinase anchor protein 17A. Lineage: Eukaryota; Metazoa; Arthropoda; Arachnida; Araneae; Eresidae. The record is from RefSeq and is a predicted model, not a curated record. Gene Ontology annotation, molecular function: RNA binding.
AAGCGGAAGUAGAUUAUUAUUUUGAUUUUGAGGGAUGGUAAACAAGAGGAUAUUUCAAUAGAAAUAGCGAAACAUAGCCACAAUUUUAUAAUAUAAAUACUAUUCAUUUAGUUGAGUUAUUAAAAUUUAAAUAUGUCUCUUCAAAUGUGCAACGAUACCAGCGAAGCUAUUGCUUUGGAAGCAACUCUAGGAUUGUAUUUAAAACCUGCUUCUAAAAUAAAAAUCAGUGUACAGUUGCCAAAACUAAAAACUCCUGGGCAGAGCAUUUCAAGUUGGCAGUUGAUGGAAAAACUUAAAACAACUAUACGACCAGAUCAAUUUUUGUAUUUAAAAGCUCUCAAGAUUACUUCAGCUGUCAUCAAAUUUGAAGGUGAGCUGGAAACUCGAGCUUCUUGUGAAAGAGCUCUUGCGCGUUUAAAAGCUGCUGGAGGCCUCAAAUUAAAUGGUUUCUCUGAAUGGUUACAGAUACGUGCGGCUCAUGCAGCUUCCUCAGGCCCUACACGACACGACUGGGAUUCAUUCUUCCGAGAUGCAAGAGGUGUUGAUGAAAUGAAACCGGGUGAGCGGCCAGAUACUGUUUACUUGCAAGAAUUACCAGUACGUUGGUUUGCAGAAAUUGGGAAGCCAAUAAAGCCUAGCGAGAGACUUUUGCAAAAGGCAUUUGCAACUUACGGUAGAAUUCGAAGGUUAGAAAUCCCUGUGAACCAUGAAACUGAAGAGCGAACAUUCGGGAAAACUAGUUCAUUGCAUAGUGAUCUUUUAUUUGAAGCUUAUAUUCAGUACGAAGAAUAUGUGGAGUUUGCAAUGGCUAUGGACUCAUUGAGGGGUAAGAAACUUCUGUACAAAGAUGCAGAUGGAAAAGUGUAUUCUGCUGAUAUCAAGGUUGACUUUGACCGUACAAAUUACCUUAGUGAGCGGCGUAUCAAGAAACGAGAAGCAGAAGCAAAAAAAGCAAAUACUGCAUGUGUAUUGCAGUUACCAGAUGUAACUGAAAAUGUUUCCCUUGCCAAAGUCCAAAAUGUCCAAGCCCCGAUUGAUUCUUCAAAAAUACAAAAAGUAGACAUUCAGCAAAAUUUGAUGGAGCAAAAGGAAGUAGAAAAUGAAGCUAAACUUUUGUUGAAAGAACUUCUGCAUAGAGCUGAAAUUACUGAGAGGAAAAAAGAAAUGGAAAAGAAAAUGAAGUUAGAAAAGUCUGCUUUAAAGCAACUUGAUAUAAAGACUCAGAAAAAAGAAGAAAUUAAGCUAAAGGAAGAAAAGAAAACUCGAGAAAAGCUUAUACAAAAGGAAAUUAUUUUAAAAAAGAAACUUCUAAGAAAUCUUAAAGCUAAAGAACAGGAAAAAAUUAUUGAAACUAGAGAGAAACUACGUAAAGAACUAGCUGGACGUAGAGUUCUUAAAAGUGUGCUAGCAAACAGGACAUUUAAUAGUUCUACAUUUAAAAAGAACUAUUAGUAAACUCUUUCAUAAAUAUGCAAAUAUUUGCAUAAAUUAUACAUUUAUGAAAACCUGUGAUCUUUUACAAUGUAAAGAGGAAUUUAUUAUUUUAUAAAUAAGAAAAUAAAUAUUUUCUAUUGUUUUGUUAGAAUUCUAAAA